UCUUCUUCUUCUUCAGUCUUCACCCUUCCAAUACUUCUUUGUCUUCUUCUUCUCCCUCUCUCCUAUGAAAAGAGAUUUAAGUUUUUUCCUUUCCCAAUUUUUUUCCUCUGUUCUUUGUGUCUCAUUUUCCAUUUCCUUUUGUCUUUUAUAAAUUAAAUACAUUAUAGAUCUUUAAUCUCUAUUGCCACUACCAAUGAGGCUAAGCAUGUGUUGGUGUCAUGGAAGGCUACUGGCAAACGGCAACCACUUCACGGCUUGAUCCAUGCAUUCUCUUGUUGAUAUGUGGUUUAUUCUUGUUGGAAGUGGAGAAAAUUAUACAGCCUCAUACAGAGUGAGUGAAAAUUCUAAAGGAGAAACUCCAGCAAUGGUAUUUACAAAGGAACAUAUGGAGCUUGUUAAGAAAGGUGAGAAAUGGAUGAAACAAGCAGCAACCGGAUGCUCAUUAGCAACAACACUCGUUACCACAAUUGUAUUUGCAGCGGCUAUCAGCGUGCCUGGUGGCAACGGAGAUAAUGGUAAACCAAAGUUUUCCCAUGAGAGAAGCUUCAUUAUAUUUGACAUUUCGGAUGCACUCUCUCUACUGUCAUCAAUUGCCGCCAUGAUAAUGUUCCUGUCCAUGCUCAUUACAGGCUAUGCAGAAGAUAAUUUUUUUUAUGUCCUGCCCAACAGAUUAAUAUCAGGUCUCGUUUUAUUGUUCGUCUCUGUAACGUCGAUGAUGGUAGACUAUGGUGCCACUGUUUAUCUAGUGUUUUAUGACAGAAAGGCACACUGGAUACUUGCUUUUCUGGGUGCUUCAGUUUGUUCGCCUGUGUUUUUGUUUGUGUAUUUGAAACUUCCCCUCCUGGUAGACUUUGUCUUUUAUACAUAUGGCCCCGGUAUUUCCCUCAAGUGAGAAAAAAUAGAAUUCGAAUUUAGUAUGUACUAGAGUCUAGAGAAAUUGUCAGGGUGAUUAUAUAAGAAAAUAUUUUUAUACUCGUAGAUUUUGUAAC
This is a messenger RNA of Pistacia vera, 989 nucleotides long. RefSeq lists its product as uncharacterized. The record is from RefSeq and is a predicted model, not a curated record. Lineage: Eukaryota; Viridiplantae; Streptophyta; Magnoliopsida; Sapindales; Anacardiaceae. The transcript has 2 exons. Bases 263 to 892 code for a protein of 209 amino acids.